CCGCCCCUUUUGCGUGGGCGGGCGCCCCCUCCCGCCCCAGGCGACUUAGAGACGCGCUCCUCCGCUGGUGUUAAAAACUCCCACGCUUUGCGCCGCGACUGCGGAGUCGCACUUUCCCACCUCUCGCCGGCACGAAUCUUCCCAGGUGGGAAAAGAUCUCACUUUUUCUCGAGGGAUCGGGAAGGCUGCGCCUGCCACGGGUGGCGUGGGGCGUAUAAUAAAAAACGCAGGUUACUGGUAACGCAAAGGGAGGCUUUGGAGACGCGCGUCGCCGGCGGAGGAGGAUGGAGUGUGUCAUCCGAGAAGCCACCGUCGAGGAUUGCGAGAAUCUCAUGAGCCUGAUACACGUGAGUGCGGUCUUGAGUUCGAAUCCCGCUGACAGGUUUCUCGCCACUGUGAGAACAGGCUGCUGGGUGUCAGGUUUAUGCAUAAGCUAAGCAAGCUAUAGCUCAAGGCUCCACACUCUUACCCCCCACCAUUAAAAAAAUAUUUAUUAAAAGUUUUCAAUCAAACCAAAUUACCGUAUUUUUCGCUCUAUAACACGCACCAGACCAUAACACGCACGUAGUUUUUAGAGGAAGAAAACAAGGAAAAAAAUAUUCUAAACGAAAUAGUGGAUAUAUGAUUUUUGUGGUUCAUGCUGUGGCCACAGACAUGUGAUCUGACAGUGAGUUUGGAGUAGCCCAAUGCAAAAAUCCUGAGGAUCCAUGUGGAUCCAUGCUUUGUAACCACGGAGGAGGGAAGGAAGGGGAACCAUGGAUCCUCUGCUCACGCCUGCAGCAGAUCCCCCCCCGCCACCCGCAGGCAUUCGCUCCAUAACACGCACAGACAUUUCCCCUUACUUUCUAGGAGGAAAAAAGUGAGUGUUAUGGUGCAAAAAAUACGGUAUAUAUUCCAAAUUAUACAAAUUAUGGGGGCCCCAAAAUUUUAAAAAGGAAACAACAACUGGAUGUACAUUUCCAAAAUAUAAGAUAAAAAACUAAUAAAAUAAAACCUGCGUACAGCAACAGUGUUUUGUGUUGUGUAGGCUCCUAUCUGUUAUGUGCAAAUGGCUUUAAAGGUAAAGGGACCCCUGACCGUUAGGUCCAGUCGUGACCGACUCUGGGGUUGUGGCGCUCAUCUCGCUUUAUUGGCCGAGGGAGCCGGCGUACAGUCAUGUACGGUCAUGUGGCCAGCAUGACUGAGCCACUUCUGGCGAACCAGAGCAGCGCACAGAAACGCUGUUUUCCUUCCCGCCGGAGCGGUACCUGUUUAUCUACUUGCACUUUGACAUGCUUUUGAACUGCUAGUUUGGCAGGAGCAGGGACCGAGCAACGGGAGCUCACCCUGUCACGGGGAUUCGAACUGCCGACCUUCUGAUCGGCAAGUCCUAGGCUCUGUGGUUUAACCCACAGUGCCACCCGCGUCCCUUGCAAAUGGCUUUAGAUACAUAUUAAAAAGGUAAAGGUAAAGGACCCCUGACAGUUAAGUCCAGUCGCAGACGACUCUGGGGUUGCGGCGCUCAUCUCGCUUUACUGGCCGAGGGAGCCGGCGUACAGCUUCCGGGUCAUGUGGCCAGCAGGACAAAGCUGCUUCUGGCGAAACCAGAGCAGUGCACAGAAACGCCGUUUACCUUCCCGCCGGAGUGGUACCUAUUUAUCUACUUGCACUUUGACGUGCUUUCAAACUGCUAUACCUUUUAGGUCCAUAAAUGACCAUAUAGCAUAUAUUCAACACAAAUAAACCCAGUGACAAAUUGUUGUUGACAAAGGACAGCUGGACAUAGAAAGGGCCCCAUUACCUUCAGGAGCUUAGGGCCUCAUCAAACCUAAAUCCGGCCCUGGUGCUGGGCUCAAGUCGGUAGAGCACAAGACGCUUCAUCUUAGGGUCACGGGUUCGAGUUCCGCAUCAGGCUAAAGAUGCCUGCAUUGCGGGGGCCGGGGUUCAGCUAGAUGUCCCUUGGGGUCCCGUCCAACUCUACCGUUCUGUGAUUCUACACCACUCAUAGUAGAUCACUACUCUGAAGAAGUCUGGCACACGGAGAACCCUGGGCAAGGCCUGGCGCAGCGCCAGGGAGCUUUUGAACGUUGACCUUAAUGCCUGCUUUCUGUUCUUCAUUCUGCCCAGGAAAUUGCUGACUUUCACCACUUACUGGAGGAUGUGACGAUCAAUUCUCAAGGUAAGGCUGGGAGUGCUGCGUUAGGCAUGUUGGGCGUGAAUCCAUAAGCUCUCUCCACACCAAAAAAGAGUUCCAAGAAGUUUUGCUGCAGACUGCCUCUAAAGUUGUUACCCCAAAAUGUUGCAAAUACAAAUCAGCCCAUCGCUCUUAAGCAAGUUGGCGAUGCAGUCCGGAGUUUUCUUUUAAGUUCUUACUUGUUAAUAUAGUUAAUAUAGCGUACUGGGACUUUUCUGUUUCAUAUUUAUUUAUUUGAUCAGUUUUGUACACCGCUUUAUGGUAAAACAAAAAAACAAAACACCCUCAAAACUGCUUCCCCAAAAAAGAUGAAGCAAUAAAAUCAUCAAUCAGAAGGCUCAUCGUGAGUUCUUGAAACCCUCUAACCACUGCACCACACUGCCACCAUUCGUUGACUCUGCCUCUUUCGUUGGUUGCGGCUCCACCCGAACCGACGGCAAAACGGGAGAGUCCAACUAAACUUUAGCAAGAAUUUUAUGGUGGUGAAAGCGGUUUGAAACUGGAACGGACUCCCUUGGAAGAUGGUGGACUCUCUUUCAGAGGUUUUUAAACAGGUUUGAUAGCCAUCUGUUGGGGAUUCUUGAAUCGAGAUUCCUGCAUUGCAGGGGGUUGGACUAGAUGACCCCCAGGUCCCUUCCAACUCUGCAAUUCCAUUUGGCCAGGUCGAGAGUGGACUCAACCUAAAACACUUUUUCCUUCCUUCUUUUCCUUCCCGGCACGCAGUUUUAAAAGCGGACGGCUUUGGCAAGGACCCCUUCUUCAAAUGCCUCCUGGCUGAACAGCCUGUGGAAAACGGGUGCAAGCCAGGUAAGGGCCACGCCCACCCUAAGCUCAGCUCCUUGGUGUAAAUUACUCCAAGGUGUAAAGUGCUAGUAAGUUGAAGGAGCAGAGCAAGAGGAAUAAUUUCUCUCUCUCCUGCCGCCGUUUACUCCAUUGCAUGAAAACCUAUCCUUUGCUAUUUCCCCCAAUGCACCCCCACCCUAAGCUCAGCUCCUUGGUGUAAAUUACUCCAAGGUGUAAAGUGCUAGUAAGUUGAAAGGACAGAGCAAGAGGAAUAGUAUUUUCUCCUACCACCGUUUACUCCAUUGCACGAAGACCUAUCCUUUGCUAUUUUCCCCACUGCAGCUCGUCCGAUUGGCCAUGCCCUGUACUUCUUUGGGUACAACGUCAACCACGGGAGAAUGGUGUACCUGGAAAACCUAUACGUGGUGGCAGAAUUCAGAGGUACGUGAGGGCAUCAUCCAGGAGCGUCCGGCCAAGUUACAGCAGGGGCUGUGACGCACCUGGGGGAGCCUGUCGACCAAUCAAGAGUCUCCUCUCUCCUUCUUCGGAGAAGAUGCUACAACUCAGCUUUUCUGGUGGGUAUAUAGAAUGGUAGAGCUGGAAAGGGACAUCUGUGGGUCAUCUAGCCCAACCCUCAGCAAUGCCAGAAUCGCAGAUGAUGAUGAUGAUGAUGAUUAUCAUCAUCAUCAUUUAUCAUUUAUACCCUGCCCAUCUGGCUGGGUCUGGGUGGCUUCCAACAAAAUAUUAAAAUACAAUACAGUGGUACCUUGGUUUAAGAACAGCUUAGUUUAUGAACAGGGACGCGGGUGGUGCUGUGGGUUAAGCCACAGAGCCUAGGACUUGCCGAUCAGAAGGUCCCAGAACUUCCCUAAACAGGGCUACCUUCAGAUGUCUUCUAAAAGUCAGGUAGUUGUUUAUUUCCUUGACAUCUGGUGGGAGGGAGUUCCAUAGGGCGGGUGCCACCACUGAGAAGGCCCUCUGCCUGGUUCCCUGCAACCUCACUUCUCACAGGGAGGGAACCGCCAAAAGGCCCUCGGAGCUGGACCUCACUGAAUGAUGGGGGUGGAGACGCUCCUUCAGGUUUGAGGCCAUUUAGGGCUUUCAAGGUCAGCACCAACACUUUGAACUGUGCUCAGAAACGUAUUGGGAGCCAAUGUAGGUCUUUCAGGACCGGUGUUAUGUGGUAUCAGCGGCCGCUCCCAGUCACCAGUCUGGCUGCCACAAUCUUUGGUUGUUGUGCCAAAACUCCAGACUGAAAUUCUGAACCAAAUUCUGAAAUCUGGUAUGUCCUGUUAAACUCAGCAGGGUUUACGUCUGAGUGCAGGAUUGCUGCAUCAAUAAUAAUAAAAAUAAUAAUAUUUUAUUGAUAUCCUGCCCUCCCCAGCCGAAGCCAGGCUCAGAGCGGCUAACAACAAUAAAAGUAAGACAGUAUUCUAAAAUCAAUUCAUUCUAAAAAUCAAUCCAAAAUCAAAUUAAUGGCACCCAUUAAUUAUUCUCCUAGUUAGCUACAGAGUGGCACACCACAGGUCAGCCUAGAUGACCCCUCAGGUCCCUUCCAACUUUCCAGUUCUGUGAUUCUUAAAAAAACUAGGCUGUAUGUGUUUAGGCAGAAAGAUUAUCAAUAGCUACUCUAGGUCACCGGACUAUGGACCUAGGGGAAAGUAUGUGGAGUUAGAACAAAAUCACUUACAACGGUGUUGGCAAUUAGACAAGAAUCUAUAAUGUAGGUAAAGGAUUUCGAAAGAGGUUGUGGCUGAACCGAAGGAGAAGGAGCCCUUUCAAAAGUGAAGUUGCUCCUGUUUUUAAAAGAAGUUACACCUCAGAGUAAGACUGGUGUAACUGUGCGACGCCCUCCUAUUUAACUGCCUUUUAUAUAAGUGAAAACAUGCAUUAUUACAACUCAGCACAAGGAAGAACCACACGGCUUGCGAAAAUUGUCCCCAUCCUCUUUCCUCCUUUUGUAAAUAAAGAGUAACUUUGCUGGUGUUAAAAUGGUUCGAUUCUCGCUUAUCUCUUAUAGUGUGGUUUUAAAAGCAACUUUGGACUCUGACGGCCGGACUCCUCCUCCCAUUUACAUCCCAGUGAGAGAGUUGGGAAUUGUAGAGUCAGAACCCGCUGCAAUGAGGAUCUGGCAAAUGCCUGAAGAAUCACACUAGUUAUAGUUCAAAAAUUGGAUUCUUCUGGUCCCCCCCCCCUUGCUAUGGUCUAUGUAUAAUGUUUUACAGUCCAGUGUUUAUUAAUCUGUGUGCUUUUUACGGAACCCCCUAGUUUUUUGGGUGGAGUUCUUAUUCGGAAGCUAGCGCCCUCCAGCUGUUUUGAGCUACAACUCCCAUCGGCGCCGCGGCUGGUGGGAGUUGUAGUUCCAAAUGGCCGGCGGGCGCCAAGUUGGGGAAGGCUGUUUUUGUUGCGGUUCAUACCGACUCCUCUUUCUGUCCACCUUCUCCGCCAGGCAAAGGAAUCGGGAAGCAGCUAUUGAGCAAAGUAGCAGAGGUGAGUUGGAAGCCUGAAAUCCUGGUCAUAUUUUGAUCAUUACCUGGGAUCUAUAGUUUGCAGCCGCCUCCUGCUCCCCGAAAAGGCGUUCCAAUUUCUGGGGGCCCCCACCUCCAGCCCAGAAUACAGCCCCUACAUCAGAAAGAGUAAUAGGGUUGCCAUCCUUAUGGAAUCAUAGAGUUGGAAGGGACCACCAAAGAUCAUCUAUCCCAACCCCUGCACUUCCUGCAGCCCAAAACAUCUGGAGGGCCCCAGAUUGGGAAAACAAAGUUUCCAAACAGUGCUCAGCAUCCUUAGUGGACUACAAUUCCCAGGAUCCUUUUGGGCAGGGGGAGGGAAUUAUUAUUUAUUUAUUUAUUUAUUUAUUUAUUUAUUUAUUUAUACCCCGCCCAUCUGGCCAGGUUUUCCCAGCCACUCUGGGCAGCUCCCAACAGAAUAUUAAACACAUGAUAAAACAUCAAACUUCCCUAAACAGGGCUGCCUUCAGAUGUCUUCUAAAAGUCAAAAAGCUGUUUAUUUCCUUGACAUCUGGUGGGAGGGCGUUCCACAGGGCGGGUGCCACCACCAAGAAGGCCCUCUGCCUGGUUCCCUGUAACUUGGCUUCUCGCAGUGAAGGAACCGCCAGAAGGCCCUCGGAGCUGGACCUCAGUGUCCGGGCAGAACGAUGGAGGUGGAGACGCUCCUUCAGAUAUACUGGGCCUUUGAGGCCGUUUAGGGCUUUCAAGGUCAGCACCAACACUUUGAAUUGUGCUCAGAAACGUACUGGGAGCCAAUGUUGGUCUUUCAAGACCGGUGUUAUGUGGUCUCGGUGGCCGCUCCCAGUCACCAGUCCAGCUGCCGCAUUCUGGAUUAGUUGUAGUUUCCGGGUCACCUUCAAAGGUAGCCUCAAGUAGAGCGCAUGGCAGUAGUCCAAGCGGGAAAUAACCAGAGCAUGUGCCACUCUGGCGAGGCAGUCCACAGGCAGAGAGAGUCUCAUCCUGCGUACUAGAUGGAGCUGAUAGACAGCUGCCCUGGACACAGAAUUGACCUGCGCCUCCAUGGACAGCGGUGAGUCCAGAAUUACUCCCAGGCUGCAAACCUGGUCCUUCAGGGGCACAGUUGCCCCAUUCAGGACCAGGGAGUCCUCCACACGUGCCCACCUCCUGUCCCCCCAAAACAGUACUUCUGUCUUGUCAGGAUUCAACUUCAAUCCAUUAGCCGCCAUCCAUCCUCCAACCGCCUCCAGGCACUCACACAGGACCUUCACUGCCUUCACUGGUUCUGAUUUGAAAGAGAGGUAGAGCUGGGUAUCAUCUGCAUACUGAUGAACACACUCAUCCAAGUGGCGUGGGGAGUGUUUUCAAGGCAAGGUCCUAGAAUUGCCGAGUUGGAAGGGACCCCAAGGGUCAUCUAGUCCAACCCGCUUGAGUGCUCCCAGGGCCAGAUUUAGGUUUGAUGAGGCCCUAAGCUACUGAAGGUAAUGGGGCCCUUUAAAUGUCCAAAUUGUCGCUGUUUUUUGUGUGCUGAAUAUAUGCUAUAUGGCAAUUUAUGGAUCUAAUAAGUAUCUAAAGCCAUUUGCACAUAAAAUAUGUAUUUUAUCAAAGCAAUUUUUAAAAAUGUAUUUUUAUUAAAGAUUUUCUUGGUUUACAAAGUAUGUGCAAUGUCCCUCUUUUCUUUUCAAGUAACAUUUUUUACGGAUCGGUUUCAUUUGUUGAGACAUUAAUCAAAGUGAUUGUUGAACUGAAAUACAAUUAAGUAGAAGAAUAUUAAUAGUGAAAUGCAAUUAAGAAGAAGUAUAUUAAUAGUGAAAUAAUUACUAAGCUCUAACUUAAAAGGAUGUUUUAUUCAUAACUAACCUCAUAACACAAACACAUUGGCAUUUGGCAAUAACAAAAGCUCCUCCAGAAACACAGUUUACAAAAACUUACAAUCUAGUCUCUAGAAACUUGCUAUAACAUGAAAUAAUAAGAGGUGUGGAUAUAUGAUGCAAACUACUAAUAAUUAGAAAUAGCAGAAUGUAGGCACCCUGAGAAACAGUGUCUAUCCAAAUGCGAUUUUGGUUUUAAACGCAGUGUAAGGUAGUCUCUGUGGGAGUAUACUGUAUUUAAUUAUGGGGUAUCAGAGUUUUUAGGGAGUUAACCAGGCUGGGAUAGCAGGCUUGUUGGUUUUUGAAUGUCUGAUGUAGAUUUUUUCAAUUUCAUUGUUCUGUAUGGGACAAUGACAAAAAAGAUUAUCGUAUUGUAUAUCUAGAAAGGAGCAAACCAGUGAUAUUUUAGGGAGCAGGCUAGCAGGCGGGGCCCAUGACUUACAUCUAGGAACCUACACAACACAAAACACUGCUGCUGUAGGUAGGUUUUAUUUAAUUUGAUUUUUUAUCUUAUAUUUUGGAAAUGUACAUCCAGGUGUUUUUUCCCCCUUUAAAUUUUUUGGGGGCCCCCAAGAGAGUGGGGCCCUAAGCUAUACCUCGGGUUACAGACACUUCAGGUUGCGUUUUUUCAGGUUACAGACCGCCGAAACCUGGAAGUUCCACAAUGGGUUACUUCCGGGUUUCGGCGGUCGAAGUGCUAAAUCGCUCUUUGCACAUGCACAGAUGCGCCGCUGCAGGUUGCGAAUGUGCAUCCCGCACGGAUCACGUUCGCAACCUGAGCGUCCACUGUAGCUUGUUUAGCUUAUACGUAAAUCCAGCGAAUCUUUGUUCUAUGUCCAUUCUCUGUCGUCCUCCUCGGAUGUAGAUUGCCCUGGAGGCCGGCUGCGUGGAGAUGAAAUUUGUCACCAUGGAAUGGAACCGGCCGGCCAAGGAGUUUUAUAUCCGCCUGGGGGCUCACGACACCACCGACUCCGAAGAUCUGCACUGCAUGGUUUUGGAUCAGGACGCCUUGCAAAGGUUGCGGCAACAUGGGAAAGAGAAGAUCUCUCGCUGAACUCCCUGUUAAAUGGGAAGGCCAAAGAGCGCCCCCUGCUGUUAUACAUAACAGAGUUUAUACUGUACAUAAAGAGUUUAUUUCACUCGCCUAACCUGGCUGGCAAAAGGGAGAGGAAGGAAAAAAUUCGCAGGAGACUAUACCUUACGCAGAUUUCUUCCUGUGAAACAUUAGAGGAUUCCAUAGCGAAAUAUAGACUAUACCUUUAAAUAAAAGCCUGUAGGAGUUUUGUAAGCCUA
This is a messenger RNA of Podarcis lilfordi (Lilford's wall lizard), 8585 nucleotides long. The record is from the annotation of a GenBank genome assembly. Lineage: Eukaryota; Metazoa; Chordata; Lepidosauria; Squamata; Lacertidae.